AUGCUGUUAUCCCCCAUCUUCCUCCUAGUUGUGCAUAUUUUCGGCACCAUUGCGUGUUCUGGCUGUUAUGGGCCUUCGGAUCUGAACCAACAUGCGAGACUGGUUCGUCGUAUGCAACCUGAAGCUCUGAACGCGACGACUAAACCAAGAGGGCCCCUUGAAUGGGGCCAGAUCAAUUUCCUCCAUACCACAGAUACGCACGGCUGGCUUGCUGGCCAUCUGAAAGAGCGAAACUACGGUGCCGACUGGGGAGACUUUGUGUCUUUUGUAAAGCAUAUGCGCAGGAAGGCUGAUCGGCUCAAUGUCGAUUUGCUUGUCAUUGACACUGGAGAUUUGCAUGACGGCAAUGGGCUCACCGAUGUCACAACUCCUAAUGGCGCGAUUAGUGACGGUAUUUUCACCGAAAUAGACUACGACCUGCUUGCAAUUGGCAACCAUGAACUAUACGUCACAGAAGUAGCGUACCACAGUCAGGCCAACAUCUCGAGACUCUAUGGUGAUAAAUAUCUGACCAGCAAUGUCCAAUUACUCAACCGCGAUACUGGCGAGUUCCAGGAUUUCGGCAGCAAAUACCGCUAUUUUACCACGAAACAUGGACUUCGGAUCAUGGCCUUUGGCGUACUGUUUGAUUUCACAGGGAAUUCGAAUGUUUCCCGGGUAACAAAGGCGGAAGAUAUGGUAAAACAACCUUGGUUUAGAAGCGCAGUGAAUUUCCGCAAACCAAUCGACCUCUUCCUCAUCAUUGGACACAAUCCUGUCCGACUGGGAGUCAGCUCUGGCACCUUCGGCACAGUGUACAAGAGUAUCCGAGAAAUGCGGCCAGAUGUUCCAAUUCAAACCUUUGGAGGUCAUACACAUAUCCCGGGAUUUCGUUGUGUACGACGAGAUGUCAACCGGGACUCGAGUCCGGGCGCUAUUGUGAAACGUUGGGAUGGCUUGCCAUGA
Messenger RNA from Uncinocarpus reesii 1704, 945 nucleotides. RefSeq lists its product as uncharacterized. The coding region runs from base 1 to 945 and encodes 314 amino acids. Gene Ontology annotation, cellular component: cytosol. The record is from RefSeq and is a predicted model, not a curated record. The transcript has 2 exons. Gene Ontology annotation, biological process: nucleotide catabolic process. Gene Ontology annotation, molecular function: hydrolase activity. NCBI's taxonomy places the organism in Eukaryota, Fungi, Ascomycota, Eurotiomycetes, Onygenales, Onygenaceae.